Lotus japonicus is the source of this 597-nucleotide messenger RNA. RefSeq lists its product as uncharacterized. The transcript has a single exon. The record is from RefSeq and is a predicted model, not a curated record. Bases 1 to 597 code for a protein of 198 amino acids. NCBI's taxonomy places the organism in Eukaryota, Viridiplantae, Streptophyta, Magnoliopsida, Fabales, Fabaceae.
AUGCUUCAAGCCAACAAACCCUCUGCCUCCACUACACCUAUCAUUCUUCCAUACCAUUCACAUACCUCUGAACCACAAGCUUUUGAACAACAAACCUCCGCACCACAAGUUACUGAACUUCAAGACUCUGAUAAAACCACUGCCAAUCCACAAUCACGUCAUCCUUCUGAUCGUGACAACCUCUCUCCUACUCCAUCUGUAUCCUUUCCCACAAAUGUUCCAUUUUCUUCUCCAUCCAACAAGUCAGAAGUCUCUAGGCAAUUCUUUCAAAUUGCUAGAGAAAUGCUCUCUGAAAUCCCUGAGCAUUUCAUCAAUGUUCCUAGUCCUCGCCGCUACCCUGGACCUAGGCCAGAACCUCUGGUUCCUCCUGAUUUCCCUAUCCAGGCAAUUCCUCUUGCCUCCAUGCCUCCUCCUCCUCCUCCUCAUCCUCUUUCUCCUCUUCAAGAGAAUGCUGAGUCAGUCUCCAACCAUUCACCAGAUAAUCCUCAGACUGAAACUCUUCAACCAAACCCUGAGACCAAUAACUCUGUACCUCAGACUCUGCAGAUUGGCUCUCCCUCUGAAGUUGCCAGCAGCAACCACUCCUCAUCACCUUAA